Hemiscyllium ocellatum (epaulette shark) is the source of this 2848-nucleotide messenger RNA. RefSeq names its product family with sequence similarity 110 member D (gene fam110d). The record is from RefSeq and is a predicted model, not a curated record. Lineage: Eukaryota; Metazoa; Chordata; Chondrichthyes; Orectolobiformes; Hemiscylliidae. The transcript is spliced from 2 exons. The coding region runs from base 412 to 1530 and encodes 372 amino acids.
CGUCAGCAGUGCUUGUCUCUGGAACAUAUCCUACGUGAGUUAAUACAAUGUUGACCAGACAGAGGACAUGCCUUCCACUGGAAAUUUCCGACCAUUGUCACAGUCACAGCCUGCUUUGCAUUGGAGGAUGCGUGAAGCUGAGAGGAAAGUUCAGUGAAGCAUUCCAGUUGAGAGUAGAGUGCAUUAAUGGAUGCACUCUGAAAGCCUUUUCUCCCGUCUCUUGCUGAUUUUCCACAAUGAAGAAAUCAUUGAGGAGUCUGUGUUCCUAAGCCCUAUCAAAACUAAACAACGCUAAAGUCUCAGGUGACCUGAUUUCACUUGUUUGGAUAUGGGAGAGUUGAUUUGAAAGUUGCUGCUGGAUUGAGCUCUGGACUUGUCUCAUUGUCCUAAACCACAAGUGAAGUGUGGAGAAUGAAGCCAGUCACUCCAGUUAGCUCCCCCUCCCCUCUCAGGCUGCUAAACAAAGGCCCUGAGUAUCUACGCAGGCAAAUGGAAAGUGGGAACAGGGGCCGGGCACCGAGUGCUGUUGAGAGACUUGAAGCAGACAAGCCUAAGUAUGUCAAGAGCCAGAGAGUGAUGAACGCCAAGCAAGAGACAAUUGUCAGCCCUUCUGUAACACCACAGCCUUCUGCUCAAAAUUGGGUCAGAUCAGAUGAGGCAAGAAGUCUGUGCCAUGAUUUUGAUGCCAGAAAAGAGAAUGCCAAUUUGGAACAGAUCAACAACAUCAGAAAUGUUUUUGUGGACAAACCAUCCCACAGUCCAGUGGUCACGAGGAGGACCACCUCUAAGAGAGUCAUGAGGCCAGACUCCUUAAUCAUUUACCGGCAAAAACGUGACUGCAAGACAGGCAGCAGCGAGAACUCCAGAGGCUAUAACUUCAUCCGACGGCUUUUUCAGGGGUCCACCAGGGACAAACAGGUGAGCUCCCUCGAGUUGCCAAAGAUCAUCCUGAAGGAGGGCAGUAGGUCUUUCUCUGAAGGCAAUUCCCCUGUAAUGUCACGCAUUAGUCAUCUCAAUGACUGUGAAGCAAGAGAGGUUGAAAAUCUUUGUACCAAACACUUUACUAACAAGGAAAUUCCUGACUCGGUUUCUCCAAACCUUUGCUUAACCAGAACUCUCAACCUGCCAAGUAACCUUUCUGAAGCGAAUAGCCAAACAGCCUUGAGAAGCGGGACUUUGCAACAUCCAAACCUGGACCACUUGCUGCGUAGCUCUGUUGCUUUGUCAGAAGAAGAAAGGUUUUUUAAUUACUGUGGGCUCGACCCAGACGUGGCAGAGUAUCUUGGGCUGUCCAACCUCUCUCCUGCUCCUUCAGACUCAAUAUCACCCAGAAUUCAGAAUGUCAGCAUGACUGAGAGUGAUGGCAGUGAAUUCUCUCAUGGAAGCAGAGAUGGCGAAGGCCUUUGUGAGGAAGAAGUUCAUGAGCAGGUCUCUUUGGGGAUAUCCGUCAUUGAACGAAAUGCACGGAUCAUCAAGUGGUUGUACAGUUGCAAAAAGGCCAAAGAAGGACCAAAGGAGUCAACAGUGUAGAGGUUUAGAACUUCCACCAAAAUGCAAAGAGAAUAUUUUCACUGAAGUACAUUUUGUUUUAAUCAUUAAUGUCUUGGAGAACUGAACUAGAUUCUGUCUUUAGCUCAACCAUAUGGAACAUAUUUAAAAAGUUUUAUUUUCUUAAUUUAACUCCAAAAACUGAUGUUCAGCUUUGGUCUGAAAGUUUCAGUUGAAGUAAAUAAAUGAAAAAGGGAUGAUGAAUGCAACAUUUUAUUGCCUUGAAGUGGACUGGGGGUUGGGGGAGGUGUGGUAGAUCGGGGGGAGCUGGGAGUGUGCUUUCCUUUUGUGGAGUAUUUAUACUCAGAGGUCAUCGACAUGAUGCUGGUCUGUCUUCACACACUAAUUUUGACAUCACACAUACCCAGAUCUAACGUCUCACAGGUAAGAAAGAAAGAUCUCCAUGGGAUAACCUGAAGUGCCUGACAGCUAAUUGAGUAUUUGUAACUAUUUGCUCUUCUAAAUGAGAGUUGUGACGAGACAAUUUGAAGCAGCAAGCACUCAUAUACGUCAAUGUGAUUAUGACAACCUGUUUUUAGUGUUUGAAAGAUAAAUGUUGGUCAGACAGUGGAAAAAAAGAUACCUGCCCUUCAAAAUGGUGCCAAGGGAUCUUCAUUCAGUUGGAGAGACAAUGGCUUUGGACAGAGCCUUGAUUUAAUGGCUCAUCCAAACGUUGACAUUUAUGACAUUAAGCACUCCUUCAGUACUUCUCUGGAAGUAUCACACUUGAUUUUAUUCUCGAGUUUCUGAAGUGGGACUUGAACCCACAACUUUGGUUGUGAGAUCAGAGUGUUACUCUCUGGGCAGAAUCAGUCACCCAAUAUAAAAAUUAACAUUUAGAGGUAAAGUAAAACUUCUUUUUCGAUAUGCUGCUCCAGCACAGACACAAUUCUAUAAGAAUAUCCUUGACUGUACCAAUGUGACAAUUUCAAAAUAAGAUUAUCAAAUUAAGGGGAUGUCUGUGCACAUUAACAGCUGAAUUGUGACUGCACGAAAUGAUCGUUUGUAGGAUGAGUGAUGAAAGUUGUUUUUCAACUCCUGGGAUAGCAUUGUGCCCAGGCGCUGGAACCAUUCAGCAACUUUAAGCAAAAGCCUCCACGUUUGAACCAACAUUUUCUUUUAUAUUUAUAUAUAUAAAUAUAUACACAUACAUACAUAUUCUGAAAAACAUGCAUCAGGUUUACAGGAAAUGACAUAAUGUGAUCUUCCCGAAUACAACCUUGACAAUUACAUUUAAUAUAAACAAUUGUUCAAAUAAAUGAAAAAAAACUGGGUUUUUUUUGAAGGAUUUCAAAACUGU